AUGAGUAGUAGUCAACAAUCAUUUAGAAAAGCAGCAAGUGCAAUCGUUGCUUUGAAAUGGGAGUUUAGCAAACCACCACCAUUCUCUGUUGUCGACAAGGUUAAACCACCAAAGAACUUUGAUUAUCGUAUUAUGAUGGUGAAGAGAUCACCAGACUUGCGAUCAUUCCCACAGGCACAUGUAUUCCCGGGUGGUGCAUUCGACAAGUCCGACGCAAGUCACCUCUGGACACAGUACUUGGGUACUGCAAACAUUGACCUAGGUCUACGUAUCACCGCAAUGCGUGAGGUAUUCGAAGAGACAAAUUUCUUUAUCGGUGGUGUCAACGAUACCAUAUUUGAAUCGCAAUCAGUCGAUACCGUUCAGAGUGCUCGUAACAUGGUAUUAAUGUGUAAUGUUAAACCAAGAAUAGAUAAUAUCAAUGAGUGGUCAAGAUGGAUCACACCCGAACAUCUUAAACAUAGAUUUGACACUUAUUUCUAUUUAGCACCAAUUUAUGGAUAUCCAUAUUCAGCUGUUGUGGAUGGUACUGAGAAUACACAUUUAGAUUGGUUUUCACCGGAGGAGGCACUCGAGGAGCACGAUCGAGGUACGAUAUUCUUGCCUCCACCACAGUGGUUGACAAUGUUACAGAUGUCGAGAUUCCACACGUUGGAAGAGCUGAUGGCAGAGUCGGCGGUACGUCAUCAACUCAAUACAGUGUACUCACCAACUUUCGUUAAGAGUAACAUCAACCAGAAACAACUUGCUAGUUACAAUGGUGGCAAGACAUUGAAACUCGCCAACGUCACCCAUGCACUCAACAACGAUCCACUCAACACCUCACAGCCAGGCAGUCAAGACCAGAAACAUCGUAUCAACAUUCAAAGUAAAACAGGUGAUAUCUCUGAUCCAAUAAGUUGGGUAUAUCAUUAUGAAAACAAUUUGAAAUCUCAUAUCGAUCAAGUUUUGGAUCAAUCCAUUUGUAAAUCAUAUAAACCAAUUAAUAGUAUAUGUCGUGAUUGA
Messenger RNA from Heterostelium album PN500, 1005 nucleotides. Its product is annotated as NUDIX hydrolase. Lineage: Eukaryota; Evosea; Eumycetozoa; Acytosteliales; Acytosteliaceae. Bases 1 to 1005 code for a protein of 334 amino acids. Gene Ontology annotation, molecular function: hydrolase activity, acting on acid anhydrides, in phosphorus-containing anhydrides. The transcript has 5 exons. The record is from RefSeq and is a predicted model, not a curated record. Gene Ontology annotation, cellular component: mitochondrion.